UUUGGUCCUUCCCUUGCCGCCCAGCUUUCUUUGGCACCCCAGCUCGAUCGAGUGGAGCUUUUCCAUCUUUCCUCGCCGCCAAGCGUUCUUCGAUACUCCAGUUCUUUCCUUGCCGUCAAGCGUAUCCUGGUAUGGUUUCUUGCCUCGAAUCGGGAUAUAAUAUCGCAAUCUACUAGCUCGAUCAAUUGAAGCACGGUUUUCCCAAGUGCCAAAGCUGUUCUUUCCCCGCUGCCAAGCAUUCUUCGAUACUCCAGGUGGCAAGAUGAAGAGACCGCCGAUGCGACACAAGGUAGAGCGACCGAAGAAAGUGAUCAUCGUUGAGGAAGGGAUGGGGAGAAGAUUUGUGAAUCUCAAGGAAGUACCUACUGCUCCUCCGCUUGAGGUUCUUGUCAUUCUCCAGAUGAUAGAGCUUGGCAUCAUCGAACGAGAUAUUUGGCAUCCAAUUCUUUCAAGUUUUGGAGAGAACGUACCACCAGCCGGGCACGAGUUUUGGGUGGCUUUGUGCGAGCUGGCUAAGAAUAUUUCGCGAUGGAAGAUUGUGCGAUGACCACUGUUAGAGCGCAGGCUCCACUUGUACGAGGUUAUAUGGCAAUGCUUCCAAAAGCUCUUGUCUCUCUUAUGCAAGAAGCUGGAUGCCGGGAUAAGGAAUUCUGGCCAGAUGACUACAAGCUGGUUGACAUUGCAAAACGGAUGUGUGACAAAUAUGAUGCAAUGAUCCCCCCUGAAAUUGCUGUUCAGCCAAAACAUGUGGAGGAGGAAGACUUCACAGCAAAAGAGUACCCCUACAGAGCUUGUAAGAUACUUCGAGGUUUUCUGGGGGAGAGGACGAUCCAGCUACAUGUUCCACAACCGGAAACGGCUUUUUACGACGACAAGUACCUCACGACUACACCUCUAGAAGAUUUCUCAGGUGUCCGGACUGAAGUACCGGUUGCUCUUAAGCUUGAUGACGAGAAUCUGGAAGCCUUGGAGGAUCUCCUUAGUUAUACAAUAUGGAGUUUCAGGGAGGGUCUUCCAAUUUUGGUUCCACAUCUUCACGCACUUUGAGCAAUGCAAUUGAAGCAUUGGCCUCGAGGCGUUAGCAUCUUGGGAAAACAAGCCGUGGAAAAAAAAUCACAUUUUAGAAGAGAGGGGCAGGUUAACUGCGGGAACGAUAGUUCACACCAGUUGGAAUUAAGUAUCAUAUAUAUGGUACGAACAUCACUGGCCUCUGGAGGUUUGGAUCAAUUGUUUCUCUUAGUGGAAGCUACUAGUGAUGCUAACCGGCCAUCUACUGUAAGUGAUGGUUUCUUUUGGUUUGCUUCUUUGUUUCUCCAGGCCCUUGCAAGCGUGAGUGAUGGUUUCUUUCUCCAUCACUGUUGGAAGCGUGAGAUGGUUUAUUUCUUUCUUUUUUCCUUGGUUUUCCUUCAUCGAUGGUUUGGUUCUUUAACAUUGUUUCUCCAGGCUUUCAAUUUUGUGUCACUCAUUGCUGGCAGCCCCAAAGACCAGCGAAACUGUAACGGACCUCUUAAUAAGCAGUGCUAUCAUCCUCCAGGAGGGAGAUGGCAGCGGUGGUGCUGAGCUUCCUAAAGUUCUAAAUAAAAGCUUCCAGCUGGAAGAGUGCUCAAGACCUCAAGCAUGAGUUUGAGGAUGAGUAUAUGGUUUCCAAAUUGGACACACCACCUUUGGUUGUUCCAAAAAUCCCUUUUCAAUUGGAAGAAAAAGACUUAGAACCUAAGAGUUCGUUUUCUUU
This is a messenger RNA of Selaginella moellendorffii, 1732 nucleotides long. RefSeq lists its product as uncharacterized. The record is from RefSeq and is a predicted model, not a curated record. The transcript is spliced from 9 exons. The coding region runs from base 529 to 1047 and encodes 172 amino acids. NCBI's taxonomy places the organism in Eukaryota, Viridiplantae, Streptophyta, Lycopodiopsida, Selaginellales, Selaginellaceae.